AUGGACCGCGACAACCAAGCUAGCGAUGCCCAUGGCCGCUUUGAAUUGUUCAAGGAUCUCCCCUCCGAUAUGACUGAACCAAUCUGGGAUGGCGAUAUCACGCAAGCCGGAACAGCAGCAUACGUCCCAAGUCCCGACGAUGCACCUGAACCGAGCAGCCACUUUUUUGAUGAUGCCAUGGAGAUAACCAAACCAGCCGAGAAGAUGGACGCCUUCAUGGAAAACGGAGCGGGCCACGAAGCCGACAGCUUUUGUGUCGUCCCUAGCCGUCAAGUUAUCGCCAUGGAAAUGGAAUACAUGGAGUUUAUCCGUGCGUUUACUGGCACAACAGAACAAGAGCCUCAAGAACAAAGAUCCGCGUCGGACAUGGACUCUAACCUCCCGGCCCAGCUUCCACUCGAUGAGCAGUCCCAGCAAGAGCAGCUGCAAUUCACCAAUGAGCUUACUUUGCUGCAAGAGCAACAACAGUUCCAUCAAGAGCAGCCGCAAUCCAAUGAGUUUACUUUGGAGCUGCAAUCCAAUGAGUUUACUUUGGAGCUUCAGCAACAGCAGUCUCAGCAAGAGCAGCUGCAAUUCACCAAUGAGUUUACUUUGGAGCUUCAGCAACAACAGUCUCAGCAAGAGCAAAUGCAAUCCAAUGAGUUUACUUUGGAGCUGCAAUCAGAUGAGUUUACUUUGGAGCUGCAAUCUAAUGAGUUUACUUUGGAGCUGCAAUCCAAUGAGUUUACUUUGCUGCAAGAGCAACAAGAGUCUCAGCAAGAGCAACAACAGUCUCAGCAAGAGCAGCCGCAAUUUAAUGAGUUUACUUUGGAGCUGCAAUCCAAUGAGUUUACUCUGGAGCUUCAGCAACAACAGUCUCAGCAAGAGCAGCUGCAAUCUAAUGAGUCUACUUUGCUUCAAGAGCAACAAGAGUCUCAGCAAGAGCAACAACAGCCCCAGAAGGAGCAGCCACAAUCCAAUAACUUCACUUUGGAGCUUCAGCAACAGCAGCCUCAACAAACCCAGAGUCUACUAGGACUGCUUCAACAGCCGUUUCAACCACAGGAGCAUGAGCAAGGGUCCACGUGGUUUAACCCUCAGCGGCUUGACCUUGAGCAACAACAGAUGCAACAACAACAACAGGUGCAGCAACAACAGAUGCAGCAACAGCAACAGGUGCAGCAACAACAGAUGCAGCAACAACAACAGAUGCAGCAACAACAACAGAUGCAGCAACAACAGAUGCAGCAACAACAACAGGUGCAGCAACAACAGAUGCAGCAACAACAACAGAUGCAGCAACAACAACAGAUGCAGCAACAACAGAUGCAGCAAUCACAGAUACAGCAACCACAGAUGCAGCCAUCCACCCCAAACCCUUUCGACGAUUCCAAAUUUCACGCCGUUUGGGAAAAUCUCGCCAUGGUCAGAGCCGAUGCCCGCGAGGUUUGUGCGAGGGCCUGCGACUUUGCCGAAAGGAUAAAUAGGGCGGUUAAGCGAAGGGAAUGUACUGAAGAAUACGCCCGGAACCUGUGUCAAGUCAGCAUCCUGUUUCAUGCUCAGGUCAAGGCCUGGGACACAGCUAGCAAACAGAAUCCCGAUGGGAAGAUCGUCAAGGCACAACCAGGAGCGAAUUUUGACUACGGCAACUGGAACUUGCGCUUUGAUAUCCUGUUCUUGAGGACAAUGACUGUCUCGCGUGACUUCACCAAGGCCCUUCGAGGUCUACCGAAUCAGUGGAUUUUCGGAAAGGGGCCCAAUCCCGUGCCUGGACCCCUUCGUCAAAUCAUCCUUGAGUGCCACACAGUCACGCUCGACGCUUUCAAGGUACUAUUUUCCGUCAUGGAGCGGGAUAAGAAUCUUCUGCCAUACACGUCCACCGGGACGGGGCGCUUUGACGUCAUGACCGUCACCGACCAGGAAACAAACAACGCCGAUGCGAUACAGUACGUUUCGGAGAAAUUGGUGCAGAGGAUUAUGUGCCACUUCCUUCUUGUUCACCAGAUCUUGCGAGACCUCGUCCGAUACCCCCAACUACCAGAGCUCAUGAAACCUCAAGCCAUCAACAGUAGCCAGUGUCAGCUGCUGCGGGAAGAGCAAGAAGUUGAACGAGCCGGGAAAGGCCUCCCAUUUCUCACGAUUUACCCAUGUGUGGCACGACCUGAUAUUGGCGAUGAGCAGAUUAAGGAGCUGGAGCUUUUUGUCCUCCUUCGACUUAACUUUAUUGUACAGAGAGUCCCCCGGAAGUGA
Molecule: messenger RNA, 2229 nt
Organism: Trichoderma aggressivum f. europaeum
Lineage: Eukaryota; Fungi; Ascomycota; Sordariomycetes; Hypocreales; Hypocreaceae
Exons: 1
Coding region: 1-2229 (742 amino acids)
Source: RefSeq, a predicted model, not a curated record